This is a messenger RNA of Caretta caretta (loggerhead turtle), 6925 nucleotides long. RefSeq names its product kazal-type serine protease inhibitor domain-containing protein 1. Gene Ontology annotation, biological process: regulation of signal transduction; regulation of cell growth. The record is from RefSeq and is a predicted model, not a curated record. Gene Ontology annotation, molecular function: insulin-like growth factor binding. Gene Ontology annotation, cellular component: extracellular region. NCBI's taxonomy places the organism in Eukaryota, Metazoa, Chordata, Testudines, Cheloniidae.
AUGAAGGUUCUGGAGGUUAUAGUAGUGCUGAUAGCCCUGGUACAAGUUUCUCAGAGUUUCCCCACAUUGUACUACAGGAGCUGGAUGAGAUUGUUAAGGGAAGGAGAUAGCUGUGGAAAAUGCAAUUUGGAACUUUGCUCCAAGCCUACACACUGUCCAGCCGGGACUGUAUUAGAUCACUGUGGCUGCUGUUCUGAAUGUGGGAAUGUGGAAGGGCAGAUCUGUGACUUGGACAAGGUCAAUCAUUUCUACGGGCAGUGUGGGGAGAACUUGGAGUGCAGGCUGGAUGCCGACGAACCCAAGUUUGGGGAAAUCCCUGAACCACAAUGUGUCUGCAAAUCCCAGGAAAGUGUCUGUGGACCUGAAGGCAAGACCUAUGCGAACAUCUGCCAAUUCAGUGAGGCUUAUUCUGAGAAGAGAAGAAAUAUCAACAUGAAGCACAAAGGACCAUGUGAAUCAGCUCCUGUUAUUUCUUUGCCACCUCAGGAUGCUCAGAAUUUCACAGGUAAUGACGUCAUCUUUGGCUGUGAAGUGUCUGCCUAUCCUAUGCCACACCUUGAGUGGAAGAAAAAAGGGAAUAAAAUGUUUCUGCCAGGAGAUGAUGCCCACAUCUCAAUCCAGGCAAGAGGUGGGCCUCAGAAGUAUGGUGUGACAGGGUGGCUGCAAAUUCAAGGCAUCAAGAAAUCAGACGAAGGCAUCUACAUCUGCCAAACAAAAAACAAGUAUGGCACUGCGUAUGCAUCUGCAAGACUGAAAGUCAUUGAUGGUUCAUCCUCUACAUUUCAGAUUUCUGCUGGCAGCAGAACCACAAGCUACGCUACAGAUUAUGGAGACUAUUAUGACCAUACUGAAGAGGAGGAAGAAGAUGAAUCUGGGGACUAUGAAAAUUGAAAUAAGUUCCUGUGUUAGUCUAGACUUAUUAAGGGUCCAAUAUCCUUCCCUUUCAGCUGUAUUUACUAGUGUGAUCUGUUCUGUAAAGAGUCGUUUCCUUCCCACAGUUUGUAUAUCAUUCUUCUGGAAUUUGCAAGUUGUGCUCAGUCAUUUGGCCAAAGAGUACUGUACUACAUAUCAGUAAUAAUAAUAAUCAGAUAGACCAGGGGCUCUCAAACUGGGAAUCAUGACCUCUCGGGGGUUGCGAGGUUAUUACGGGGGGGGGGGGGCACGAGCUGUCAGCCUCCACCCCAAACUCCGCUUUGCCUCCAGCAUUUAUAAUGGUCUUAAAUAUAUAAAAAAGUGGUUUUUAAUUUAUAAGGGGGUCACGCUCAGAGGCUUGCUAUGUGAAAGGGGUCAACAGUACAAAAGUUUGAGAAUCACUAAGAUAGACCAUAGGCUGGUAUUGUCAGACUAUUGAACACAACUGUUAAACAUGGACGUGCCUAUUAAGUAUUCUGAAAAAGAUAAUCUUCUCCAUUUUAAUUUUUUUAAAUGGUGAAGAUUGGAUUAACAAAAUCAGUUCCGAAAUUAACGGAAUUCUUUACCUGACAUCCAUUAUUUUCUUUCUGCAUUGCCCAUGUAGAUAUCAAGAGAGCAUUCACAAACACAAGUAGUUACGAUUGCAAAAUAGCUUCAAAUCUAACUCCUUUCAUACUUUCAGGAAGAUUUUCCUUUUCUGGUUUGAUAGCUUCUAGGGUUAGUCUCAGCCCAAAGUGAAUUGUCUUUUUUUUUUUUUUUUGAGCUGAGUGCAUGAAACAAUUACACCUUUCCCACUGUAUAAAUACAGCAGGUCUCCUAAGUCAUCAUCCUCGUCAGGGGCAGAAAUUUACUAUCUGACAGAAGGGAUCUGGGACCCAAGGAGCAGUGAGGAAAAUCCAGGGCUGCCUGUGCAACCAAACCGACAGACAUACUGUAUGGCUCCACCCAGAAUUAUUUAUUUACCUCCUAUUCUUUCCCUCCAUCUUAGAGACCAAUGUCCAAGGCAUGGAUCUUCACUUAUGCUUUAAGCAGCAUUGUGUAAGCUGGGGCUUUCUACAAAUUAAUGUGGAGUUAGCAGGAGUGGCUACUCCUGGUCUCUGUCCAUACCCUUCAGACACAUGGAACUCCAACUGCACAACGGUCACAUAGACAAAAUUUUGUGGGCUCCAACGCUCACUUUUUUUGUGAUGCUUCCAACUAACAGUGCAUUUUAGCUGCACAUGCUUCUGAUCCCUUGAGAUAUUGCAUUCAUGGAAAUGCCAAAGCCAUUUUUUAAAAGCAGAAAAUUAUUUCUUUUUUAAAACAUUCUGGGAAAAUUCACAUACAUUUUUCAAGCAAUCUCAAUGAUUGACCAAAUGGAACACAGCCAAUCUAAUGUACUCUAACGGCCUUCAGUCUUGUUUCUCCACACAUUUAAAACUUUAACAUUUGGAAUAUAAAAUGAUAGCCCUUAAAAAUUUGCCUAGAUUUAGAUAACUAAAGAAUUACCUGAGGCCAAGAUAUUCAAUAAUGGGUACCUGUAGUUCAACUCUUAAAGCCAAAUUUUGGGCCCUAAAUAAGUGUCCUGGUUUUCAGACAUGCUGAGCACACAUUACAUCCCAUUGCACCCAGUGUUUAAAGUCUUGGCUUCAGUAUUUUCAAUCUUCCCUCCAUAUUUCCUAUACUAAAUACAGUGAUGUAUAAGAAAUGCAGGAAAUAGUGUGGUAAUAUUCUCUAUUUAUCCAACUUAAAGUUAGGAAAGUUUUAAGUGAAUCCACUGAAAAUGGUGCAUUGACUUUACAUUAAUUUAGUUUUUUGCAUUUAGCAUAUAUAUAUAUAAUGUGGGUGUUCUAAAUGUAUGUAUUGUGAAAUUUGAACAUCUCCUUUAUUCUUAGGAUGUUGCUUUUUCUGCCAUAUGACACUGGAAAUUUAAAUUUUCUUUAGAUUUGCAAUAAAGUUGUAAGCUGGAUAUGAACCCUGUUUAUAGGUGCUGAAACUAGCGGUGCAGGGGUGCUGCAACACCCCCUGACUUGAAGUGGUUUCCAUUCCAUACCGGGUUUACAGUUUGGUUAAAUGGCUCUCAACACCUCCACUAUAAAAAUUGUUCCAGCACCCCUGACUCUGUUUGCCAUGAGGUAUUAAUGAACUUCAUGGAGAUAGCAAAGACAUAUUUGGAGGAAUUGUUUUUUGUUGUUGUUUUUGUAGAUUUCCUAGCAUGAUGUUAAUUUAGGAAUGAAGUUCAUGCCAUAAGGUCAUUGACAAGAUCAUUUGACUUAGGUUUAAAAGAUGGCUUUGGAUUUAACCAGUCGCCUUAUUGUUAUAAGCUAUUACCAAUAUCUCUUACAUUUUUGUAUAUUAGCUAAAUGUUUAUUAAUUUAAAAAGAAACUUGAUCAGUAGAUUUUAUUAAUUUCUAAAAUGUAAUCUAUUUCUAUUGAAAAUACCCAAUCCACAGAUAUGGAGUUCCAGGGGAUUUGUUUGUUUGUUUAUUUGUUCAUUACUACAAACAAGAGAUUACCAAAGAAAAUAAUUUCAUUGUGGUAAAGUACAUAUCAACACAGGGGACCAAAAGAUAUUAUCUUCAAAACAUUAUGUGUGGAGACAAACUAGAAUUCUUUAUGGUCUCCUGCUGCUAAUGCAAAAUGAAAAACAAAGAGAAUGACAGCUGGAGGAGAAAAACAUAUAUCGUACUAGAGCUGUGUCAAAAACUAUACAGUUGUAUGCAAACUAGAUAAUUUGGCUGGAUUCUUUGUGACCACCCUCAGAAAGCAAACAUUUCCAAAGCAUAGUUUUCACAAUUAAAUGUAUUUUGUUUGUGGAUGUGUGUAUUUGGGGUAGUUUAACCACUUCAUUGCUGUGUUAUUUAUUGCCAUGAAAUUCUUAUUCCUUUCAGUGGAAAUACUGUGCAACAAAAAAUGUGAAGUCAUUCAAGAAAGAGGGCAUGCACCAAGCUGAUCUUUUCUUGGCUGCUUUCUCUCUCUCUCUCUCUCUUUUUAAAUCAGACCUUUCGAAAUUAAAUAAAAAGGAUACAACAGAUUCAGCCUUUUUCAGGUGGGAUAACAAUAUGCAUAAACACAAACAAAUAGAUCCAGUUUAGGGUUUCUCUGUAGCAAGAGAAAUUGUUCUUUUUUAAGAAACCGAAAAAGGGUUUUAUUCUUUAUAUUCAAAAUUUUUGGUGGCAGAACCUCCACACACACACACACACACACAAAAGAACCUGAGUCUUGGUUUACAUUUGCCCUGCUACGCUCUAUCUGGGUCUCUAAUGGGGUUAGGAGGCAGUUUCACUGAGAGUUUAGAAACAUGCACACACUUUCCCUCUGACUAUGUUUGAUUUUAAAUCCCUGGAGUUUCCCACUUUUUCUGCCCAUAAAAAUGAUUGUUCUUGCUCCCUAUGAAGACUGGAUCCUCAAUGCAACUAAGACAAGCACAGGGAGGGAUAGCUCAGUGGUUUGAGCAUUGGCCUGCUAAACCCAAGGUUGUGAGUUCAACCCCUGAGGGGGGCCACUUAGGGAUUGGGGCAAAAAUUGGGGCUUGGUCCUGCUUUGAGCAGGGGGUUGGACUAGAUGACCUCCUGAGGUCUCUUCCAACCCUGAUAUUCUAUGAUUUUAGCUCAUAUAGCCACACACUAGACAAGAGUGCACAAAAUUGGCAUGAGCUCCACAUUCCCACAGGUGAACAAUGGUGUCACUCUCUAAUACUCUCAAUUCUGCCCAGCCCAAGAAACAAGAGCUUUAAGUUUGCUCCAGCAUUGCAUAUUGACUGUCUUUUGAGCAAAACAUUCACCCAGCAAAAGGUUGCUGUUGCUUAUCUUAACACUAUGCCUAUGAAUCUCAGUGCAUUUGUAGUUAUUUUUUAAUCAGUUCCAUUAUCACAGUAUUGCUGCCUCACUGUAUGUAAAUAUCCUGACCUGCUAAUAUGAAUGACGCAGUAUUGUAAUAUACAAACAAUUGUGUAUAACACAAAGCUGAAUAAAACCAAAGGCUUAAUAAUUUACUGUGAAAGAUAUAAUACAUUUAAAUAAUCCAACAGUAACACAUUUGAUUAGGAGGGACCCUUAAUAUUACAAAUCUUAAAAUGGUACAAGUAUUUAUAAGUUUUUGUGCAGUUAAAUGUUACCUAGCCACUAUAGUCCAGUGGAUCGAGCUCAGAGUUGAAAUACAGACACUUCUGAGCUCUAAUCCUCUCUCGCUGUGUAGCCUUUUGGCAAUUCACUUCAUUUCUGUCUUAUCUUCAAAAUGGGAUGUUGUGAGGUUUAAUUUGUUGCUAUCUAUACAGUGUAUGUAUACAGCACUGGACAGCAGCUAGUUCUGCUGGUUUCUGAGGUGACUUCCACAUGGAUUACCACAUCAUACAAGAUCCCAGGAAGAGAUGACACAACCUUUGGCCAACUCACAGCUUGAUCAAAAUGUUUUGCCACUACAGGUGUUACUACAUGUAGGUGGUGGCAGGGAGCUAGAGUAUUGUUCAGUUCUCAGAGGAGUGGAUGCUGACAAUGAGGUGUGUGUUCUAGUUACUUGCAGAAAAUGCAAGGCAUUAUCCAUUAGUACAAUGGCCUCCUGCAAUGUCUGGGGCAAGCGGUGGAGAGUGUCAAGAGACACUUGCCCAGAAAGCUUGCUGAAAGGUGAGGCACUGUAUCAUGGGAUAGAGCUGGGACACCCCUCUGAACGGAUGCAGUUACAACAUGUGACCUCCUAUCCACAGUGAGGAAAAAGCAUCAUACUCAGCAUUUGUCCACCCAGACUGGAGCUAAAGACUUGCCCCUGAGUAGUGCAAUCAUCAAUCAAUGGGACCAAUUCCUGUAAAGAUCCUGGAGCUGCAUUUGUAUGUGGAUGCAGGACAUUUUACUGGUGUUGCAAGUUCUGAGUAUUACACUUUGUUGUUUGCAAUGCUAUUCUGCCUAGGGUAAAUAGGGUUUAAGAAACUGUAUUUGGAACCCUGCAUUGGCUCCUCAUUCAGCUUCUUAAGUAAAAUUCAAAUAGAAAGGAGCUCAUCCAUCUCUCAGCUGCUACGAAGCAUUGAUGGACCAGAAGCUUCCUUUGGGAGGAAGGGGAGGACAGACAGAAGAAAGAGGAAAAGGAGAGGGUGUGACCAUUGUUAUUACAGUUACCCCAUUAACAUUUCCCCACUGGGCAAAGGGAUAUUUAAUGAUAUUUUGGUGAUAAGGUCCCAGCCAUGAACCAUUGGGCAUUUGUACAUGGCUGUGAAAACAUCAGGAAGACCCAGCUAUGAGCUGUAUGGAAUAUGUGGAACAUUUGGUGAUAUUAUUGAUACCAAUAGUAUAAAAUUGCAAAUAAUCUGACCAGAUAUGCCCUGUAAGGUACCUUCAAAAAUGUUAUUUGCCAAGUAUGAUAAUCUUGUUUAUAGAAAAGGAGUACUUGUGGCACCUUAGAGACUAACAAAUUUAUUUGAGCAUAAGCUUUUCUUUUUGCGAAUACAGACUAACACGGCUGCUACUCUGAAUCUUGUUUAUAUGUUUAUCACCUUUGUAUUGUGAGUUAUAGAUAUGUAUGGUAUAUCUGUAUUUCCAAAUUUGUGCUGUGUUUCUGUGACACACCCCCAGACAGGUUGGCAUCAGUUGCUCUGCAUCCUAUGCCAGCUCCUCUCUGCCCUUGACCUAGCCUAUUUGAUGGCGCAUCAAGGGUCAUGAGCUGUACAAUGAACCCACUGAAAGGAGCCAGGGGAUACACUUAUGAGCCAGCACGGCGGUGGACAGCUUUUCCAUGCCAUGUCCUGUGAAGCUUGUUUUUGGGAUACAGAAAGUACAAGCCGCAUGCAAAGGGAAUAUAAAGGUCAGCAGCAUCUUCUCUAUUUUGUCUUCAUUCCUGCUUUUUACCUCUGGAGUAACUUUUUUCUACAAACUGAAGCUCUGAACAAAGGACUGAAUGACCCAUAUGGAUGUGUUCCAGAGGGACUUUCAAGCCAGCAAACUUGCCAAGUGCUAAGAACCUGAUAUAUGGACUUUGAAGUCUUAUGUAUGUAUCUGAGUGCUUUACCAUUUAACAACUCUCUUCUUGUUCUUUCUUUCUUUUAUAA